AUGGACCAAUCGACAGGAGAUUCAGGAAACGAGAACAAGCCUACCGCUACCAGUAUAGACGCGCAGUCGGGGGCUGACGAGACCAUGGCCUCCCCUAGCCGCCCUACCGGCUCUCAAUCCGGAGGUGUUUCGCCUGAAAAGGCUACUCCAACCCAGAACCCUUCAGACAACCCGCUGGACGCCCCGCCCUCACCAAAGGGACAGAAUGACGAGAUGGAGGAUGAAGAGAUGGGUGGCACGAACGACUCCAAGGCUGAUAACGAUGCUGGAGACGAAGGGGAUACCUCCAUGCUACAGCAGCAGACUGAUGGCAAUGUUGAUGGGCCGGCAGACCAAAGCAAGGCCGCGACAGAGGCGUCGGCGCGUUCAAAUCUCAUUGCGCAGACCCAUGCCAUCAUCCUACCGAGCUAUACCAGCUGGUUUGAUAUGAACACCAUCCACCCAGUCGAGAAAAAGGCCCUUCCGGAAUUCUUCAAUAGCCGAAACCGCAGUAAAACGCCGGCAGUUUACAAGGAUUACCGUGAUUUCAUGAUCAAUACCUACCGAGUGAACCCAGUCGAAUAUCUGACGGUUACAGCCUGCCGAAGGAACUUGGCCGGAGAUGUUUGCGCAAUUAUGCGAACACACGCGUUUUUGGAACACUGGGGUUUAAUCAACUAUCAGGUUGAUCCUCAGUCGCGCCCUUCAAAUAUUGGCCCUCCUUUCACUGGCCACUUCAGAAUCACUGCAGAUACCCCCCGUGGCUUACAGCCAUUCCAGCCUGGCCCAAACACAAUUGUCACGGCCGGAAAGCCUCACCCAUCCACCGACAGAGCUGCCGCCGCAACUCCACUCUCGAAAUCCGAUCUCAACCUUGAAAUCCGUCGCAACAUCUAUGACGAUAAAGGAAAGGAGGUUACCCCAUCUGAGAGCAAAGACAAGGAAACCAAUGGUGAGGAUGCAGUUACCAAUGGAACCCCUGCGGAGUCAAGCACCAAGGCCAUGGAAGCAUCCGCAAAGGAAGGUAAAAAAUCCUUGAACUGCUACGCCUGUGGGAUUGAUUGCACCCGAGUUCGAUUCCACUACGCAAAAUCAGCCCCCGUAUCAACCACCACAAACCCGUCAGAACUCAAAUACGAUCUGUGCCCCAACUGCUACCUCCAGGGUAGAAUGCCAUCCUCCCACCAAGCUUCCGAUUUCGUCAAGCUAGAGGAUAGCCAGUAUACUACCAUACAGGAUCGUGAGAAACCAUGGUCAAACUCAGAGCUCCUUUUGCUGCUUGAGGCUCUCGAGAACUUCGAUGACAACUGGCAGCAGAUUUCCCGACAUGUCGGUACACGAACUCCGGAAGAGUGUGUUAUGAAAUUCCUCCAACUUGAGAUUGAAGACAAGUAUCUCGAGGAUCCUGUUGAGGGUACCUCUUCUAUGCUGGGCUCUGCCGGUGGACGAGAGCCAGUCAGCCAGCUCGAGAAUCCGGUCUUGUCUGUGGUAACUUACCUGGCACAAAUGACCGAGCCUUCUGUUGCUGCUGCGGCGGCCGGCCGAACGGUUGAAGAGAUGCGUCGUGAUCUACAGAAACAACUUGACAAACGUACCGCAUCCACGACCAAGGAGAAAGACACUGAGAAGACCGGAGAAAAAGGAAAAGAAGCAGAAUCAAUGAAAGCCGAGGACUCCAUGGAGAUCGAUACUUCCAACGAAGGCCAGGAAGCGUCUGCCUCAUCAACAAGCCAGGGGAAGACAGCCCAAGCCACCAUUGCCUCCAUCGGCCUGGCAGCUUCUGCUGCUCGUGCCGGGGCCUUAGCAUCGCAUGAAGAGCGAGAAAUGACCCGCCUUGUAGGCGCUGCUGUCAACCUCACAUUGCAGAAACUUGAGUUGAAGCUAGCACAGUUCUCGGAACUCGAGGCUGUUGUUGAAGCUGAGCGCCGAGACCUCGAGCAAGCCAGACAACAACUCUUCCUCGACCGUCUCGGACUCAAGCGGAGGAUCAAGGAAGUCGAAGAAGCCUUCAAGGCUGCUAGCCUAGAAGGAAACGAAGCCGGUGCUGCCGUUGCCGCUCAAGCUCAAACAAUCGGACUCGGCGAGAACUACACCUUCCAGCAGACAAGCGCAGAUAAUGGCGUUAAUGCCGUCCAACCAUACAGUGCUAGUGGAGGCCCAGACUACAAAUCAUAUGAAAUAUGA
Trichophyton benhamiae CBS 112371 is the source of this 2163-nucleotide messenger RNA. RefSeq lists its product as uncharacterized. The record is from RefSeq and is a predicted model, not a curated record. Gene Ontology annotation, molecular function: histone binding; DNA binding. The transcript has 3 exons. The coding region runs from base 1 to 2163 and encodes 720 amino acids. Gene Ontology annotation, biological process: positive regulation of DNA-templated transcription. Gene Ontology annotation, cellular component: SWI/SNF complex. Lineage: Eukaryota; Fungi; Ascomycota; Eurotiomycetes; Onygenales; Arthrodermataceae.